This is a messenger RNA of Bombina bombina (fire-bellied toad), 7316 nucleotides long. It is a transcript of the gene AMOT, whose product is annotated as angiomotin. Gene Ontology annotation, cellular component: cytoplasmic vesicle; plasma membrane; lamellipodium. Gene Ontology annotation, biological process: hippo signaling; establishment of cell polarity involved in ameboidal cell migration; regulation of cell migration. NCBI's taxonomy places the organism in Eukaryota, Metazoa, Chordata, Amphibia, Anura, Bombinatoridae. The transcript has 13 exons. Bases 287 to 2980 code for a protein of 897 amino acids. The record is from RefSeq and is a predicted model, not a curated record. Gene Ontology annotation, molecular function: signaling receptor activity.
CUCUGGCAGAGCUCUUUCUCGACAGAUGAUCUUGCCAGUGAGUGAGACGGAGCUUUACGGAUGGGUCUGAGAAUCUGCUGCUGUGCUCCAUGAAAUCAAGACACGGGGGCCAGGGCACGGGGCUUGUAGCGGCCAUACCAAGAGCAAAGACAAGAACAAAUUCUUCUGCUAGAAUUUUUGAAGACACCCUAAUGAGCAAAUACAUUUCAGCACUCUUGUGGACAGGGCCAGAGGGAAAAAAGAAAUAGGUUGUCCAUAUUCCAACCCAUAGGUGCUGCCAUUGGAAAUGAGGACUUCGGAAGAGCAAGCAGCCACCACAGUGUUGCAGAGACUUUUGCAGGAACAGCUGCGUUACGGAAAUCAUAAUGAGAACUUCAACUUGUUGGCCUUGCACCAACAAGCAACCGGGAACGUGAAUCCUUACGGUGGUGGACAGGGAGGUCAGAACGAAGGACUUAACUCCCAGGACCACCAACUGGUUCCUCAUGCUGCCCGUCAGGAACCUCAAGGGCAGGAGAUCCAGGUGGAGAAUAUGAUGGAAAAGCAGAUUCCAUUAAGAGCGCAGACUAGUGAGGACCUUCCCACUUAUGAGGAAGCUAAGGUACAGUCACAGUAUUUCCGUGGACAGCCUCAUGCCAGUGUUGGAGCUGCCUUCUAUGUAACUGGGGUGACUAACCAGAAGAUGAGAACUGAGGGUCGACCGACAGUGCAGAGAAUAAGCCAGGGUAAAGUGCAUCAGGAUGAUGGUCUAAAGGACCUCAAACAAGGCCAUGUACGUUCUCUAAGUGAGAGGCUCAUGCAAUUGUCACUGGCUACUAGUGGUGUGAAAGCUCAUGCUCCAGUCACCAGUGCUCCUCUGUCUCCACAGCCUGGGGAUUACUAUAAGAAUUCCAGCUCCAAUGACAUGUACAAGAAUCAUUCUCAAAGUGGAGGACAGAAGGGAAUGGAGCAUAGAGGACCUCCACCUGAUUACCCUUUCAAAAACACUCUUUCUUCUCAAGGAAAGCCUAAGGAAUUUGGUCAACAUUAUGGAGAUUACAGAGGCAGUCAGCAGAACCGUUCUGAUGGGCCUAUGGUCAGAUACCAGCCUCCUCCUGAGUACGGAGCUCCCAGGCAAAACCAGGAUGGUCAGCAGCAGUUCCAGCAAAGACCUUUCAAUUACCACAGUCCCACUUCGUCUCUCACCUCACUGGGAUCUAUAAGUCUGUUACAGUCACCUCUCCCAUCUGGAAUGUCUCCUUCACAACAGCAGCUUCCAUCUCCCAGCCAUGGUGACUUCUUCUCUGGGCCACCACGCUCUCAGCACCAUCCAAUUUCCAACCAGUACCACCAAGGAGACCUGUAUCGUAUGUCUCAGUCUUACGCAGGGCAACAACAACAGCAGCAGCAGCAAGUACAAAUAGACUCAGGCUUGUCCAGGCCGCCUCCUCUUCCCUCUCCUUAUUCACAAUUACAGGGAGACCCCUUUGCCAUUGUUUCGCGGGCACAGCAGAUGGUCGCCGUUUUGUCAGAAGAGAACAGAUCAUUGCGUCAGGAGCUGGAGGGAUGUUAUGACAAAGUUGCAAGAUUCCAGAAAAUGGAAAUGGAAAUCCAGAGGGUCUCUGAAGCGUAUGAAAACCUAGUGAAAUCCUCAUCUAAGAGAGAGGCGUUAGAGAAAGCUAUGAGGAGUAAGCUUGAAGGAGAGAUUCGGAGAAUGCAUGAUUUUAACAGGGACCUGAGAGAACGCAUGGAAACGGCAAAUAAACAGCUGGCAGCCAAGGAACUGGAGGGCACCGAAGACAAUAGAAAUACCAUAUCUCAGCUUCUAGCUCAGAACAAGGAUGUCCAAAGAGAGAAGGAGAAGCUGGAAACAGAUGUGGCUUCCUUACGCUCAACCAACGAAGACCAGAGAAGGCAUAUUGAAAUCCGAGAUCAGGCUCUCAACAAUGCACAGGCCAAGGUGGUAAAGCUGGAAGAAGAGUUAAAGAAGAAGCAGGUUUAUGUAGACAAAGUGGAGAAGAUGCAGCAAGCUCUGGCACAGCUUCAGGCUGCAUGUGAGAAACGAGAGCAGCUGGAGCACAGAUUGAGGACUAGGCUGGAGAGAGAGCUGGAAUCUCUGCGCAUGCAGCAGCGUCAGGGGAACUCGCAGUCCAAUAACGUUUCAGAGUACAAUACUGCAGCCCUCAUGGAGUUGCUGAGGGAGAAGGAAGAGCGUGUGCUGGCCCUAGAAGCAGACAUGACAAAGUGGGAGCAGAAAUACCUUGAAGAAAGCGUCAUGAGGCAGUUUGCUCUGGAUGCAGCAGCUACUGUGGCAGCUCAGAGAGACACAACACUGAUCAGCCACUCUCCCAGCGGGAGCUUUGACAUCUCCUUGGAGGCUCGAAUACAAAAAGAAGAGGAGGACAUUCUUCUGGCCAACAGAAAAUGUGUGGACAUGGAAAGCAGAAUAAAGACUUUGCAUGCCCAGAUAAUAGAGAAGGAUGCUAUGAUUAAAGUACUCCAGCAGCGCUCCCGUAAAGAUACAAGUAAACUUGAUCAGGCCUCUACCAUGCGCCCCUCCAAGUCACUUAUGUCAAUCUCCAAUGCCAGUUCCGGACUCCUCUCUCAUUCUUCAGCCCUGAGCAAUACUCCCAUCUUGGAGGAGAAACGGGAGGAUAAGAGCUGGAAAGGCAGUUUAGGUGUUCUCUUGGGCACAGAAUACCGCUCAGAAUCUGUUUCAUCAACACCUUCACCUGUCCUUCCGUCUACGCCAUUGCUCGCUGGCCACACCAAGACAGGAAGCAGAGAUUGCUGCACGCAAACAGACAAAGGAAGUGAACAAAAUAAAACUCCUUCAGUGAGUGCAUCACCAGCUCCGGGUCGGAUAACCACACCUAGCCCUAUGUACAGCUCAGAGCGAACAGACACCGUAUUCCAAUCCGGCACCUUGGAUAGAAAAAGCACUCUCCCAGCUUUGGGGCAGGAUCUCACAGAUGGGGAGAUGGUGGAAUAUCUGAUUUAAAAUCAGAAUUAAAUAAAAAAUAAACAAAAACUAAUGUAUUUAUAAGAAGUGAGAAAUGCCCUAAACUUAUUUAAAGUUCAUUCUGGGGCAACGCUUACAUACAAUUUUUUAUUUUUUUUUCUAUUCUUGUAAAUCUUUGUAUUAAAAGAGUAAAUGUGGACAUUUUAUACAGAAAAAAAUGUAUAGCUACUAUGUAGAAUACCCAGCAAAUACAAUCCAUGUUCUGUGUAGGUUUCAUUACACAAUCAAAGUGGAUUUUGGGGUGCAAGUGGAUUUCAUAUCAAACUUUCAGCAUAUGAAAAAGCACUACUUAUUUACUGUGAACAUUCAUAUAAACCCACUUGGGAAAUAACUGGUCAUUUGCUGGUUCAUUUGCUUAUGUUUUCUUCAAGAAAUAAAGGGGCUGGACAGUUACACAUUUUAUAGUGUACAAAUAAGAUAUGUACUCAGAUAUUUGUAAGGGAAAUUCUUCCAGAGGCAACUGUUCGUGGUAAAGUAAAAAAAAAAAAAUCCUUGUUUUACAAAAAAAUUAUCACAUUAUUACACCAUAUAAAGGCUUUUCUUGACUCAUAAACGGAGGUGAUACUUUAGCCUAUAUUAAAUUAAAUUGGAAUUUUGACAUACACACUGCAAAAUGAAUGGAAAAUAUAUAAAAAAAAAUUAUCCCUGAAGAGCAAGACUCACUGGUGGAAAAUUCAAACGCACACGAACAUAGUUUUUUUUAAUGCCUUAUACUAUAGAGAGAUGAUCCUUUUUCUUGUUACCCCAAUGAUGGUAGCUUUUUUCUAGAUUAGUACUUUUUACAAGAAGCAAUUAUAAAACACAGUUGAGCACUUAUUCAGUACUACAAACGUUUUGUGAAAUUCUGUCAGAGGUCUGGCCCUUGUUAAGAGUAAUAACUUUAAAUAUGUUACUACAAGGACCAGUUUAGUUUUAGCAUCUUUGUGGUUGGCAAAAAAAACCCCACCAAUAUGGUUUGCAGUCACACAAGCCUUGCCCCUUUCUUACUGGACAAAACAGCACUAGUGCCUAGUCACAGAAGGCUUUCUAUGUUUUAUUUUUUUUAAAUGUACAUUAAUACUAUACAACUAUUACAUCUGCGGACAUUUAACAUGAAUGUGCAUAUGGCUAGUUUAUACCAUUUGGCAAUUUUUACAGUAACUUUUUUUUGUAACUUGUACAGUAAGCAUUUUAUUCUGUAUUAGUAUUUAGCCCAAUAUUUAAAUAAAAAAAAAACAUGGCCAAUAUUAAAUUCAUUACAUACUUCUGUGACAAAUGAAUGAUAUCCACUUAUAGUGAAAACCCAUUACUAAAAAAAAAAAAAAAAAAAAAAAAAUGCAUUAAGUGACACAAUAAUAUGUUAUACACUUUAAUUAUUGCAUGAAGUAACAUUGUUUAAGGCUUUUAGAGAAAGCCUUUAAAUUAAUUGUAUUACAAUGUGACCUGUAUAUCAACAUGCUAGGAAGGUUUAAAGUGUUAUUUAUUUGAAUGAAAUAUUGUUUUGUUUUUUAUUUACAAACAAAAAAGAAGUCUAACCUGGAGUAUAUGGAUUGCAGCCAAUAAUUGUAUAUACAUUUUUUUUUAAGAAACAUAAAGAAGCUGAAACAUUGCUUUAGUUUAUUAAAUGCAGCAUAAUCCUGUAUCAAAAUGGAUUAUAAUACAUGUAAAUAUAUAUAUGAAACAUAUUGUAAAUAGAGUACAUUUCCUACUCAAACAUCUCAUUUUGAGUUACAAAAUACUGGCGCUAUUUUUGCCAUAAAACAAAGUUAUCUUAUUUGAUGACUUUACACUGCCAAUUACAAACCUAUUUGAUGAGCAUAUUUUAAAUAUCUCUUAAUAUUAAUCUGAAUCUUCAUUCUAUUUCCUGGCAUGUAGGAGAAGCUGCAUAGUAUUGCAGAGCAAUACAUUAAGGGGUUGUAUGACAAGGGUUAAUUUAAGUACAUUUUUAAAAGCACAGUUUCUUAACUGAGUUGAACUCAGUAAAUUUUUGUCUUUCUUUUUGUAAUCAACUAUCUUGUUUCUUUAAAAUUAUCUUAUUUUUUUUUUUUUGCAAUUAGCUUGUAAGUAAAAUUGUAUAACUUUUUUUGUAAAUGUAUUUUUUUUCUCUACUUUCACUUUAGUUUUAUAAUAUUAAACUACUUCUCUACUUUGCUAUACGCAUGUGAACAUUCCUAGCAUUUUACCGUAGGGCAGAUUUAGUCAAAUCUACUGCGCUAUUAUAUGCUAUGAAAUGCCCUCUUGUUUUACAUAAUACAUUUAAAAUCUGGUAUAGUUUUUUUUUUUACAGUACAUAGUUCAUUGUAAGGUUUCUCCAUUUCAUGUGUGUCUUCCGCUGGCUAGUGCAAUAUUCCAACCAGGGAGAGUUUGUGCUUUGCAGUGCCAAGGAUUUAAAGGGACAUAAUACUCCUAUGCUAAAUCACUUGAAACUAAUGCAGUAUAACUGUAAAAAGCUGACCGGAAAAUAUCACCUGAGCAUCUCUAUGUAAAAAAGGAAGAUAUUUUACCUCACAACUUCCUCAGCUCAGUAGAGUAAGUUCUGUGUAAAAAGUUAUACUCGGCUGCUGCCUUGCUGCAGGUAAAAAAAAUAAUGAAGAAAUGAACAUCAGCCAAUCAGCAUCAACAGUGCUGAGGCCAUGAACUCUUUUACUGUGAUCUCAUGAGAUUUGACUUAACUCUCAUGAGAUUUCAUGGUAAACUUCCUUAAACUGAAUAGGGAUAUAGAAGACAAACUAAGAUACUAGAGUGGAGCUCCAGUGUUCUGUUGUUCCCCUCCCAUUUACUUCCUGUGCAGCUAUUGCUGGCACCAAAGAAUAUCCCUGGACUCCCCCUGGAUUGGGACAAGGAUUUUUGUAUUUUGAAUUGUGCCUGGGUGUCUGCUGGACGACACUUUGGCUCCGGCCUGCAUAUAUUGCACAUUUGUGCUCUUCAUCACGUGAGUAAGAUUCUAUCAGCACCUGUACUGAUAAUUGCUGAUUUCUUGCCUGAUCUGCACUAUGUGGUGCCCUCUAUCCUUCUUGUUCUGAAUAGGAAAAUAAGAUGAGUGUGCACAAAAGCUCACUCCCUUGGCUGUCCCGGGACAGGCAUAAUGAUUUGCUGCUUAGAAGUCCUUUACAAUGGGAUGUGGCUACUGAGGAACUUUUGAGGUAAAAUAUCUUUCUUUUUUACAUAGAGAUGUCCAGGUGAUAUUUUCUAGUCCGCUUUUUACAGCUGUGCUGCAUCACUUUCAACUGUUUCAACAUUUGGGUAUCAUGGCCCUUUAACCUAGACAGGAAGAUUUCACAGCUCUGCCAAUAUAUAUAAUUCAAUGGAAUUUUUUUAAUGCAGGACAAAUAAAGAAAGGAUAGCACAGUAUGCCUUGCAUUAUAGUUUUAUUGUAACAUGUUAACAUACCCAGUGUUUCUCUUUGUGUUCAUAUAUAUACAGUAUAUAGUUUGUAUGUAUAUGUAUGUGUGUAUAUAUGUAUGUAUAUAUGUGUGUGUGUGUGUAUAUAUGUAUAUAUGUGUAUAUAUAUAUAUAUAUAUAUGUGUAUGUAUGUAUAUAUGUAUGUAUGUGUAUAUAUAUAUGUAUAUAUGUAUGUAUGUGUAUAUAUAUAUGUAUAUAUGUAUGUAUGUGUAUAUAUAUAUGUAUAUAUGUAUGUAUAUAUAUAUAUAUAUAUGUAUAUAUAUGUAUGUGUAUAUAUGUAUAUGUAUAUGUAUAUAUAUAUAUAUAUAUAUAUAUAUAUAUUGUAUAUCAUUAAAGAGCAACCUUUGCAUUCCAAUAUUGCGUUUCAAAAUCUACUGAAACAAUGUUACCUGCUUAAUUCAGAUACGUGCAAAAAGUCACCAGCACUAUAUCAUUUUAAACAAUAAUCUUUAAUUAAGACACAUAAAACAAGCAACGUUUCAGGGAUUAACCCCUUAGUCAUGCUAUCAUGACACCUGUUAAAUUCAAGCAUUCGUAGUACUUUGGUUUUAUUCUGUACAUAUAACAUGAAUGUAACGAGCUGUAAUCCAAAAAAAAAAAAAAAAAUCUUUUCUCUUUACACAUUGUUUUUUGUUAAACUGUAACAGAAAUAAUAAACACAUUUGAGUUUAAUUUUAGGUAGGACUAUCCGUUGCUGAAUGUAGAAAAUGUGCAUUGCUUUUUUGUACAGUACUUUUUUACAAUGUUUUGUAACAGAAAUACAAUAUUUUUGCACUAUUCUCUUUUUCUGUUGCUAUGCUCCUGAACUGGAAAAUAAAAUAGAAUUUAAAAAUAAUAUUUCAAAACAAUUACCCUUAUACAUGUAAAGUGUUUUACUUAUGCUUUUAAGGAAAGUGACUGUUUGUGAAUAAAUCUGAUUAAUGAAAAAUAAAAA